Leishmania mexicana MHOM/GT/2001/U1103 is the source of this 2067-nucleotide messenger RNA. RefSeq names its product putative ABC transporter. NCBI's taxonomy places the organism in Eukaryota, Euglenozoa, Kinetoplastea, Trypanosomatida, Trypanosomatidae. Gene Ontology annotation, biological process: very long-chain fatty acid catabolic process; long-chain fatty acid import into peroxisome; fatty acid beta-oxidation. The record is from RefSeq and is a predicted model, not a curated record. Gene Ontology annotation, cellular component: peroxisomal membrane. Gene Ontology annotation, molecular function: ATP binding; long-chain fatty acid transmembrane transporter activity; ATP hydrolysis activity. The transcript has a single exon. Bases 1 to 2067 code for a protein of 688 amino acids.
AUGUCACGCGCUCAUUGUGAUCUCUGGAAGUUGGACUCCGUUUCCACUGCCGUGUACUCGACACCGUUCGUCCAUCAGCUCGGGGUGGCGUGUACUUCUGCUGUAUUCGCUGUGGCCCUCCUGGCGCAGCGCUACUAUCUACGUCUGUAUGGUCAAACCAUCUCCGCAGUGCAUACAGAGGAUGACACGCAGGUGACAUGGGAUCUGUACCACCGAUUUUUUCAAAUUGCCCGGCUCGCCCUGCCAACGUGGCGCUGCCGUGAGAGCGCCGGUUCCGUCAUCUUCAUCCUGCUGUUCGCCGUCAAGGCCGUUCUGCGCGUGUGGGUGUCCAAGGCGAAUGGUGAGGUGCUGGCCGCUAUGCUGCACGGCGUACCGUCGGAGCGGCUGCCGCGGUUCGUGAGGAAAGUUAUGGCUCGCAUUGCCGUGGGCCUUGCCGCUGGCAUGACGAACGGCGCCAUUGAAGGUCUGCGGCCGUGGCUGAUCGGGUGCUACCGCGAGCGCCUCAGCAGCACUUUUCAGCGGCGCUUCUACAACCAUCUUGUGUAUUACCAGGGAGCCAUGCUGGACAACCGUCUGGAGGCGGCCGACACAGCCAUCUCGACGUACUGUGGCGAGUUCGCCGAGCACUUCGCGGAGCUGCCCUACUACUUUCUGUUGCCUGGGCUGGGUUGUGUGACAUCUAUGGCGGCGCUCGUGGAGCAGGCGGGAUUGAAGUCGGCCCUCAUGAUGAGUAGUAUCGCCACCACCGCUGUGUUUGUGCUGCGUUGUGUAGCUCCAGGAUUGGGCCGCAUUAACUCCCAGCUGCUCUCGCGCGAGGAUGACUACCGCCGCAUGCUCACAAACUACCUGAACAACGUGGAGAGCAUUGCCAUGCACGGCGCCGGUAAGUACAUACUCAGGCAGCUGGACAUCUCGCUCGCGAAGCUCAAGGAGUCGCUCGAUCACAUGGCCCUCGCGAAGGGCAACUUCGAGAUGAUGGAGUCCGCCUUCUCGACCUUCAUGACGGUAGUGGCGCAGUGCGUCACCUUCGUCGAGGCGCGCCGCUCACACUACCAUCGCUCCAUCAACGCAGUCUACGUCGAGAUUCAGCUGAUCGAGGAUCUCAACUCCAGCGUGAAGGACUUCGUCGUCAACUUUCGCGAGCUCUCGCACUUGACUGAGUUUGCGACGAAGAUGUCGGAGUUUGACAAUACGCUACAGAGCAUCGCGGCCGGCACCUUCAUUCACACGCGCCAUGACACCAACUCCAAGUCUCUGCCCGGCUCACCGCUCGUGUACACGCAGAUGAAGACCAUCACCCACGUUUCCGAUGCGAGGGCGUUCCCGCUUGUGGAGAUGGAGAACGUCGUGCUGGAGUCGCCGACAGGGCAGCAGCUGUUCUCUAACAUGAACGUGGAGUUCCGCAGCGACGAGGACUGGGUUAUUAUCGGCGAGAAUGGCUGCGGGAAGACCUCGCUGUUGCGCAUGCUGUGCGGCUUGUGGAUGCCAAAGUCCGGCGUGCUCUCCCAAGACACAUCUGUGCGCUUCUUCUUGUCGCCACAGCACAGCUACAUGGCUCCGCAGUGCACCCUGUACGAGCAGAUCUUCUUCCCCGAUGCUGUAGAGGUGCCGACGCCGGAGAUUCGCGCUGCCAUCAGGGAGGCUGUAGAACUGUCUGGUGCGCAGACGGUCGUGCGCGUCAUUGGUGGCUACGACAGCGCCAUCAUGGGCCUUGACCUGAACAACACAGAUGAGUCGUACGACUGGAGCAGCCUCAGCGGUGGUCAAAAGGAGCGCAUCAGCAUGGCACGCGUCUUCUUCCAUGUGCUGCGCAUGGAUCGUACAAAAGAGACGCCCGUUGCCAUUCUAGAUGAGGCAACCUCCAUGAUGGACGACACGGAGCAGGAUGUGCUCAACCACCUGCGUCGCAUGAAUGUGCGCAUGAUCUCCAUCACCCACCGCGACGUCGUUAUUCGGCACCACACAAACAUCCUCCGCAUCGCCCACGGCGGCAAAUGGACAGUGGAGAAGGUGCGCAAUCCGGUCAAGAUCGGCGAACGUGUCGAGACGGAGAAUGCAAUCGUGUAG